Molecule: messenger RNA, 1164 nt
Organism: Melanaphis sacchari
Lineage: Eukaryota; Metazoa; Arthropoda; Insecta; Hemiptera; Aphididae
Exons: 1
Coding region: 1-1164 (387 amino acids)
Source: RefSeq, a predicted model, not a curated record
AUGAUAUUGCUCAGUAAAUAUGAUCCUAUCAUUUGCGAUCACUUCAAUACUAUCAUCAAUAAAAGUGAAAAGAAACAAAAACAAAAUAAGAAAGGCCGUGGAAGCUUUUUAACUUUUUUAUCCAAAAAUACGGUCCAAGUCGUUAUAAAUGAAAUAGCAUCAAAUAUUAAACGUACAAUUGCUACCGAAGUCCAAAAUGCUUCAUUCUUUUCUGUUCUUAUUGAUACUACCCAAGAUGUUUCAGUAAUGGAUCAAUGUUCAAUAGUUAUUAGAUACGUUUUUCAUGAUACAAUUAAUGAAAAAUUAAUAGCUGUUAAGUGUGUUCAUAAUUCAAGUGGUAAAGGUAUGGCUCAACUGCUAAAAGAAGAAUUGAUUUCUGUUGGUUUGGAUUUAACGAAAUGUAUAGGAAAUUCUACUGAUGGAGCGUCCAAUAUGCGAGGAGUUUAUAAUGGUUUUACUUCACAUUUAAGUAAAUUAUCACCUGAACAAGUUCAUGUUUGGUGUCAUAGUCACGUUUUAAAUCUUGUUAUUUGCGAUGCAACAAAAAAUCCUGUCCAAGUAGCAUCAUUUUUUACUUUAUUAAAUAGUUGUGCAGUAUUUUUCAAAGAAUCAUAUUUGAGGAUGGAUAUUUGGAAUGAAGUUAGCAAAGCAAAUUCAGAUAACAGUCGAAAUAAGCGUCUUCAAACCAUUGGGGAAACUAGAUGGUCAUCAAAACAGACUGCUGUUGAGAGAAUUUUUGGAACAUUUGGAGAUCCAAAAAGUUCUAUGUAUGUAGACUUGAUAAUUGCUUUCACUAAAGUUGUUCAAGAGGAAAAAUUUAAACCUGAUAUAAGAUCAAAAGCAAAACAUUAUUUAGAUUUACUAUUAAAAUAUGAGACUAUUUUGACGGCACACAUAUUUAUGAAUGUUUUUAGUAUAACGGGCCCACUAUCUAGAUAUCUACAAACCAGUGGAUUAGACCUUCUGAAAUGUCAACAAAUGGUAAAAUCUGCUCUGAGUCAAAUAGUUAAGUACCAAAGAGAUAUGGAAAAUAUAAUAGCUAAAAGUGAUAAAUUUGUCGAAUGGGUAAAUAAUCAACUAGAAUUGCAAGAUUUGGAUAAUGAAAUUUAUCUUCAAGAACAAUUCGAAAUCAAACGAUUAAGGAAAAAAAAAACGAAUGACUGA